Molecule: messenger RNA, 219 nt
Organism: Paramecium pentaurelia
Lineage: Eukaryota; Ciliophora; Oligohymenophorea; Peniculida; Parameciidae
Source: the annotation of a GenBank genome assembly
AUGUCCUAUACACCUCGCCAAAUCAAAUCACUAAAUAAAGAACUAUAUCUAACUAGCAUACCAUAUAAUAGUAAAUUUUAAAGAACUUUUACAAAUGAGGAAAUGUCAAGCGUGUCCAAAAAAUUAGAUUUUGAUCAAUUUGAUAAUCAAGUAUAAAAACCAAAUUCUGUAUUGAAAAUGAAUUCAAUUCCCCUUAAAGGAAUAAGUCAAUUAAGAUGA